AUGACUUCCGCUACUACUCAGAUCCUCCCUCCCGCCUCCAACAGCGGGUUGCAGCAACCAAGGGAUGACCUCCCGUCACUGUGGCGGGAUGUGGCCGGCAGGGACAACUGGGCCGGCAUGCUUGACCCGAUCGACCCACUCCUCCGGGCGGAGCUCAUGCGGUACGGCGAGUUUGCGCAGGCCUGCUACGACGCCUUCGACUUCGACCCCUACUCCCGGUACUGCGGCGGCUGCAAGUACACCCCCCGCUGCUUCUUCGAGUCGCUUGGCAAGGGGAACGCUGGCUACGAGGUCACGCGUUACCUCUACGCCACCUUGGACGUGAAGCUCCCCAACUUCUUCCGGUGGUCGAAGAGAAAAGAUCCUGGAGCGAGUCCGCUAACUGGAUCGGCUACGUCGCCGUGUCCGACGACGCCACCACGGCGCGCCUCGGCCGCCGUGAUAUAGCAGUUUGCUGGCGCGGCACGGUGACCGAUCUGGAAAAGAUUGCCGACCUGACGGAGGUCCAGCAGCCGGUGCACGCCGAGGGGAUACCCACCCCAGACCGCUCCGUGAAGGUGAUGGCGGGCUUCGUGAACCUCUACACGGAUAAGAACACGGCCGACCGCUACUCCAAGUACUCCGUCAGGGAGCAGGUGCUGGCCGAGGUGAGGCGGCAGGUGCUGCGGUACGCCGAGGAACGAGGAGAAGAGGUCAGCAUCUCCAUUACAGGGCACAGCCUCGGCAGCGCCCUUGCCACCCUCAGCGCAUACGACUUGGCGGAAGUUGGGCUAAAUAGACUGGCGCCGGCGGGGGGGAAGGAGAGGGUGCUACCGGUGACCGUGUACUCGUUUGCGGGGCCGAGACUUGGGAACGAAAGCUUCAAGGACAGGUUCGAGAAGGCACUCGGCUUGAAGUGUCUUCGAGUGCUGAACGUUCACGACGUUGUGCCCACUGUCCCCGGAGUUGUAAUCAACGAAGACACCCCGGGGUUGCUGCGCAGCGCAGGGGCCUUGAUUCCGUGGAGCUACUGGCACGUAGGCGUGAAGCUGGCGCUCGAUUAUCGCCGAUCACCGUUCCUCCAAGACACAAAAUUCGAUUUCUUCGGCUUCCACAAUCUCGAGACUCACCUCCACCUCCUCGACGGGUAAGUACUUUUCGUCACCGCGCAACAGUGUAAAUGCAGCGAGGCAUUAGAAGCGAGAACCGAGGUGGGGACCAGAGCCCUCUGAUUCCUCACCUGCCAUUGCAUUGGGAUUUACAGGCACCACGGGACGGGACGGAGUUUCGCGAUGGUGAGCGGACGGGACCCGGCGCUGGUUAACAAGAGUUUGGACUUUCUCAAGGAGGAACACAUGGUGCCCCCGAAGUGGCGCCAGGACGCCAACAGGGGACUGACCCGCACCGCCAACGGGCGAUGGACACAGCCAGCGCGCACCAGGGAUGACGACCACCCUGCCGACAUCGACGACUAG
Molecule: messenger RNA, 1454 nt
Organism: Spirodela intermedia
Lineage: Eukaryota; Viridiplantae; Streptophyta; Magnoliopsida; Alismatales; Araceae
Source: the annotation of a GenBank genome assembly